CCCACGGCGGCAGCACCACGACCGACCGGGAUCCUCGAGGUGCCAGCCCAUGGCCGAGCCUGCCCUCCUCCCCGCCGCCCAGAUGGAGAGGCUGGCCCCAGGGCCCCUAGCCUCACCGUGUCCUCGGAUCCCGCGGGCCCGCAUUGCCAGGCGCUGCGCCCAGCGCUGGGCCGACCUGGGCUGCAGCUCUGGCCCCUCCUCAGGCCGAAUGGAUCAGCUUCCCCAGAAGAAUCUCCUGCGACUACACCCUGCUGGCUCUGCUGGCUGUUCCACUGGAGUGGAGAGCUCCAGCAUGGAUGGCUUUUGGAUGGAGGUGGAACAGAUCCAACAGAGAGAUGAGCUGAGGGAAGAGGACAGUGGCGGGAAUGAAGGCCAGCUUCCAGAGGAAGGGGAAGCUGAAUCCCAGUGGCUGCAGGACACAGGCCUGUCGGGCCUCCUUGGUGGCCUGGGCUUGGAUGGUGAUCACCAGGAGCUCCUGUCCACCCUGACACAGACCCAGGUGGCCGCUGUGUGCCGCCGGCUGGACAUCUAUGCUCGCUCAGUGCGAAGACAACACAAGACACCUGUCAGAGAUGUCAGGGAUGUCUUUGGGGUCUUCAAUUCAGGGAAAAUGUCGUCAGAGAAUGGGGACUCCGGUAUGAAGGGGGCCCAGCUCAGUUCCGGGGCCUCUAAGUCUCCUCCAGCAGCAGAGACUGGGGGGCUGCAGGAGCAGGCUGGGAGGGAAGAAGCCUUCAACAUGGACUCUGCCUACUCAGAACAAGCUGCGGUGCUCCUGCAGAGGAGCAGGCCAUCCCGGGGAGGCACCUCUGCCUGGGGCAAGUGUUCCCUGCCGAAGUUUACCGUCCCCAAAGGCAGACUUGGCGUGACGAGGAUAGGAGACUUGUCCCUGCAGGAUAUGAGGAAGGUACCUUCUCUGGCCCUCAUAGAGCUGACCGCGCUCUGUGACAUCCUCGGCUUGGACCUGAAGAGGAGCAAGGCGGGGAAGUGGAAAGCGGCAGAAACUCGCCUCUUUGGUGUGCCCCUUGACAGCCUGCUAGAAGCUGACCACAAAGUCCUCCCCAGCACACAGGUCCCGCUGGUCCUUCAAGCCCUGCUGUCCUGUUUGGAAAAGAGAGGACUGGACAUGGAAGGCAUUCUCAGGGUGCCCGGAUCCCAGGCCAGGGUCAAGGGGCUGGAACAGAAACUGGAGAGAGACUUCUAUGCUGGCCUUUUUAGUUGGGACGAGGUUCAUCACAAUGAUGCCUCUGAUUUGCUCAAAAAGUUCAUCCGGAAGCUGCCGACACCUUUGCUCACAGCUGAGUACCUCCCGGCCUUCGCCGUGGUGCCUAACAUCCCCAACCUGAAGCAGCGCCUGCAGGUUCUUCACCUGCUCAUCCUCAUCCUCCCAGAACCCAACAGAAAUGCCUUAAAGGCACUGCUGGAAUUCCUCAGGAAGGUGGUGGCCCGGGAACAGCACAACAAGAUGACUCUGAGGAAUGUUUCCACCGUGAUGGCCCCUAACCUCUUUCUGCACCAAGGGCGGCCCCCCAAGCUCCCCAAAGGCAAGGAGAAGCAGCUGGCAGAAGGGGCAGCCGAGGUGGUGCAGAUAAUGGUGCACUACCAGGAUCUGCUGUGGACGGUCGCCUCUUUCCUGGUCGCCCAGGUGCGAAAACUGAACGACAGUAGCAGCAGGCGCCCCCAGCUCUGCGACGCAGGCCUCAAGACUUGGCUGCGGAGGAUGCACGCAGACAGGGACAAGGCGGGGGACGGCCUGGAGGCGACUCCCAAGGUGGCAAAGAUCCAGGUGGUCUGGCCUAUCAAGGACCCCUUGAAGGUGCCUCUCACCCCCAGCACCAAAGUGGCCCACGUGCUGAGGCAGUUCACAGAGCACCUCAGCCCUGGUUCCAAGGGUCAAGAAGACAGUGAGGACAUGGACAGCCUCCUUCUACACCAUAGGUCCAUGGAGUCAGCCAACAUCCUCCUCUAUGAAGUUGGAGGGAAUAUCAAUGAGCAUCGCCUGGACCCAGAUGCCUACCUCUUAGAUCUGUACCGUGCCAACCCGCAUGGUGAGUGGGUCCUUAAACAGAACCCCACCUAAACCCUGCGAGUCUCAGGAGCAGCCUGGAUGCCUCCUCCUCUCCCCCGCUGGCUCUGUGUCCAUGUACCCAGCAUGAGAACAAAGCUAUUCCAGGGGAAGGUCUGAGUUUUAUUCCAAGGCAUCCUUCUCUGAAAUGCCUCUCAGACCCCUCAGAAAUAGACUCAGGGGUGGUGCUCUCUCCACUCAGAGGGGAUGAGGGGCUAGGGCCUCAGGGAGGGGAGGCCAACACUGUAGCCAUGAUCAGCCCUGGAAGAACUGGACAGAGGAAGAACUUCCCUUCACAGCUCUCAUGUUUUAACCAUGCACACAAUGCCCUCACUCCCCUCCACCCCCCAGCCCUCCAGAGAGUUGCUUCCUACACCAAGCUUGCUGUAUGAUGCCACCACUUGUGGCGCUUGGAUCUCCAUGGGCUUCUGUCUGUGGCCUCCAGACUGGAGGAAAAUUAGAAAUGCAGCACCUUUAUCAAGAGGUAGUUGGGGUCUUUCCCCCCCAGGCAAAAUUGCUUCGAAAGUGGCCCUACAAUGUAUAGCAGCAGCAGCACCAGAGACAAAACCAGGAGAGCUCUGUGACCUUGGACAAGACCCUUGCCCUCUCAGAAUCCUUUCAGGAUGAGGGGCUAGGGCCUCAGGGAGAGGAAGCCAACAUUGUAGCCAUGACCAGCCCCGGGAGAAAUGGACAGAGGAAGACUUUGCUUCACAGCUCUCAUGCUUUACAUGUUGAUUUGUACAAUCUUGUCAUUUUGUAAUAUGAUAUAAUAUGUAAAUGUAAUUGUUUAAACAGUAAAGGCACAACAAGUUCAAUGUCA
Messenger RNA from Gorilla gorilla gorilla (western lowland gorilla), 2882 nucleotides. It is a transcript of the gene ARHGAP40, whose product is annotated as Rho GTPase activating protein 40. Bases 50 to 2077 code for a protein of 675 amino acids. NCBI's taxonomy places the organism in Eukaryota, Metazoa, Chordata, Mammalia, Primates, Hominidae. Gene Ontology annotation, molecular function: GTPase activator activity. The transcript is spliced from 15 exons. The record is from RefSeq and is a predicted model, not a curated record. Gene Ontology annotation, cellular component: cytoplasm. Gene Ontology annotation, biological process: regulation of actin filament polymerization; signal transduction; regulation of small GTPase mediated signal transduction.